This is a messenger RNA of Chaetomium fimeti, 817 nucleotides long. RefSeq lists its product as uncharacterized. The transcript is spliced from 2 exons. Gene Ontology annotation, cellular component: mitochondrial large ribosomal subunit; ribosome. NCBI's taxonomy places the organism in Eukaryota, Fungi, Ascomycota, Sordariomycetes, Sordariales, Chaetomiaceae. The record is from RefSeq and is a predicted model, not a curated record. Bases 75 to 665 code for a protein of 196 amino acids. Gene Ontology annotation, molecular function: structural constituent of ribosome. Gene Ontology annotation, biological process: mitochondrial translation.
CGAAGAUACAGCUUUAUGACGCUCGCCCGGCGCCGACAUCCCGUAUUUCCCAACGGCACCCGCAGAUUAUAAUCAUGACGACCCCGAUAGCAGCGGCCGCUGAGGCGGCUACCAAGCAGCUCCCUCGAAAAUUCGGCAAUAAGCAGGUUUUCUUACCGAACCAUGUCGUUGCCUUCAUCCGCCCCAAGGACAAGCAGCCGCCAAAUCUGGCGACCUUCGUCGUGCCGCUAAAAUUCAACAAGUUCGACCUCCGCGACUACCUCUACCACGGCUACAAUGUCCAGGUGACCUCAGUACGCUCCUUCAUCAACCGGCAGUUCCCGAAGCGAAAGUUCGCACACCACGGCAGGAUUUACCUACCGCGCCCACAAAAAAUGAUGAUCGUCGAGCUCCUAAAGCCGUUCGUUUGGCCGGAGCCGCCCGCCAAGUCGGACCUGGACGCGUUCGACUACGCUACGUACAAGAAGAUAAGCGAUCAGAGGGGAUCCGAGACGAAAAAGCGAAUAGACCCAACGAAGGUCCCCUUGCUGUCGAGGUCCCCGUUGCCCGAAUAUCGGGUGAAGUUGAAGGAGUCGGCGGCCGAUAUGGCGAAGCGCGGGGAAUGGAGCAACGAAAAGAACAACGAUGAUGAGUGGACCGAGGUAGAGACCGACGUCAAGGUAUGAAAUCAGAAUUGAGGAAUUGGGGAGUAGAAGGAGACGGGGACUUGCGGCUCGGUGCUGUCACGAUAGACCGCGGCGUGGAAAACGAGCCGGCGGUGGCAUGUAAUAUACCACACGACGUAAGGUAGCUUACAAUGUAUGUACAAUUAUGAUCA